Messenger RNA from Vanrija pseudolonga, 1319 nucleotides. RefSeq names its product Acyl-coenzyme A thioesterase 8 (gene Acot8). The transcript is spliced from 8 exons. The coding region runs from base 12 to 1250 and encodes 412 amino acids. Gene Ontology annotation, cellular component: peroxisomal matrix. The record is from RefSeq and is a predicted model, not a curated record. Gene Ontology annotation, biological process: acyl-CoA metabolic process; fatty acid catabolic process. Lineage: Eukaryota; Fungi; Basidiomycota; Tremellomycetes; Trichosporonales; Trichosporonaceae. Gene Ontology annotation, molecular function: fatty acyl-CoA hydrolase activity.
CAUUCUCAUCCAUGGCACCCCUCGUCAGCAUCACCGACACGCUGGCCGUCAAGCCCGUCGACAGCGUCAACGGCUUUGACGCGUUCAAGAGCACGCGGCUGUGGACGCCGGCGGGCGCGCGCGGCGUGUUUGGCGGCCAGGUCAUCGCGCAGAGCUUGCAGGCGGCGAGCAAGACGGUCGUUGGCAAGGAGCUGCACUCGCAGCAUUGCUACUUCAUGCUGCCCGCAAACUCGACCGUGCCGAUCACGUACAUUGUUGAGCGGCUGCGCGAUGGUGGAUCGUACGCGACUCGCCUAGUGCACGCGCAGCAGGAGGGCAAGACGGUCUUUAUCCUGACAGCGAGCUACUCGGCGCCGGCCAAGCCGCUGCCCAAGCUUGCGCCGGUGACGACGCCCGCGACCGAGGCGGACAGCAGCGCGCACAUCAAGGAGGCGGACGCGAAGGACGACCCGACAAUCACGGGCACGGUCAAGUUCGACUUUGGCAAGGCGUCCGCGGGCGCCGUGAGCAAGAACGUGCGCUUCGAUGUGCCGCACCCCGGCAACUCGGCGCUCCCGCGCAACGUCAUGGCCGACGCCGCUGCCGACGAGGCGCUCGCUGCGCGCCCCGCCCCGCGCCCCUUUGCCGAGCGAUACCAGAUCCCCUGGCCCAAGGAUAUCAAGGCGUGGAAGGACGCCACGGUCGAGGAGGACAUGUGGGCCAACUUCCUCCGCGCCGCAGAGUUUAGGGGGUUGAAGCUUGGUUCGAGGGCGCGCGCCGUGCAGAACUACAUCAAUGAGCGCCGCCAGUCUCCCAUCCAGAUCGCCAUCGCAAGGCAGCAGUCGGGCGAGUACGGCACAUCUCGCGCCAUCUGGCUCAAGCCCCUCCUCGAGAAGGACGAGGUGCUGGACGUCAACACGAUUCGGGCGCUCUUCGGCUUCAUGACCGACUUCCAGUUCAUUGGCACGGCAGGUGUCACCGUCGGCCUGUCUGGCAUGUCCAAGCCACGCCUCGGCAUGAUGGCGUCGCUCGACCACACGAUGCACUACUACCCCCUCCCACCCGACUUUGACAUCACCCGCCCGCUCCUGCACAUCAUGGAGGCUGUGGCGGUCGAUGUGCCCUCAGGCCGUGGCACGGUCCGCGGGCUGCUGUACACUGACACGGGAUAUCUCGUGGCCACAACCGAGCAGGAGGGCGUGGUGCGCGCUAGCUUUGGCAAGGACCAGCGGCCUACUACCGAGGCUGCGCGCCUCCAGGGCAAGUUGUAGACGGACUCGUUGGAUUGUACUUGGUGUCAUGUAGUGCAUUGUUUUGUGGGGGAGGGGCGUGAGUGUCGG